AAUUUUUCGGAAAAAAACUAUUUUUUUCGUCAAAACCUUUUUUUUUCUGAAAUUUUGAUCCCUAGUAGUGAAUAUAACUAAUCAAGACGUGUUUUAAAUUCGCCACGCUUAAGUUCAAUUAUCUCUCAGACUAUUUUAUGAUACAUAAUAUCUAUAGUUAAAAGACUUAAAUUAAAUAUAAUUUAAUGUCCUAUACAUUUAUAUCAAAAAUCGUAGAGCCGUUUUUAUACGUAGUUUGGCCUUUGGUGGAGUGUUACCUUUCCGUGUAUUAUUCAAUGUUAUCUUGAUAAUAUAUGUGAUAAUCAUGUGACAAUUAUAUAUAAUAAUAUGAAAAACAAGUUAAAUAAAAAUAAAUAACACUUAUGUAUAUAUAUAAGAUAGUUAUGGACAUUGAAAUACAAACUAUGACAAGCAAAACGUCAAUAAAGAUUAAACAACGUUUUACCAUAUAAUUCGAAAAGUAAUAUAUAUAUUUUUUAGUAACUAGUUAUUGUGAAACUAGGUUUAACGCGUUGAACACGUUUGUUUGUGUAUUACAGGUACUCAUCGGAAGCAGAGAGCAAAAAAAGGAUAAACCAUGAAGCAUUACAUUAUUAAUUGUAUGCUUAUACAAUUUAUAUUUAUACCUAAUUAGUUUGGGUUCGUUUGUUGAUUUACAACUGUUUUCCAAUUCUCCAAUCGGUCCUUACCGAAUGGUAUUCAAACAGGUUUAUAAUUGCAUUCCUACCCAGAAUGCCAAAAUUCAGUUUAACAUGUCUCUAAGUCACAAGGAUAAUAUUCCAAUGCUUGUUGCAAAUUCAUCCAGUACUAUACCAUUUGACGACAAUUUAUCCGUGGAAAUGAAAAUGGCUCUCAAAGAUUCAUCUGGCGUUUGGAAAGAAAAUGUAUUCAUACAUAAAUCACCCAAUGCAUGUUCAUCAUUAAAACGAUUAUUUGGAAAAGGAUGGCCUGAAUUGAUUCAUGGUUAUGGCUAUCCAACUAUCAAUUGUCCAAUACCUCCGGGUGUUUAUAUAUCUCCGGGUAUGAAUAUGCAGUCAAUUUGUGAAAAUGCCAAUUUUCCAAAAAUGUUUAUUUAUGGAACAUACAAAUUGCAUAUGUACUAUACACGAAAAAAUGAAAUUAAUGGUUGCCAAGGUAUUAUUUUUGAUAUAAAACGUCCUUGA
This is a messenger RNA of Acyrthosiphon pisum (pea aphid), 1163 nucleotides long. RefSeq lists its product as uncharacterized. The transcript is spliced from 4 exons. The record is from RefSeq and is a predicted model, not a curated record. The coding region runs from base 693 to 1163 and encodes 156 amino acids. NCBI's taxonomy places the organism in Eukaryota, Metazoa, Arthropoda, Insecta, Hemiptera, Aphididae.